GGCAGCUCCACCAUGUCGGAUAGCGACCUGGGGGAGGACGAGAGCGCCACGUCUCUGGACCUGUCUCAGUCGAGCAAGAGGAAGAGGAGGGGGAAUCUGCCCAAGGAGUCUGUGAAGAUCCUUCGGGACUGGCUGUACGAGCACCGCUUCAACGCCUACCCCUCCGAGCAGGAGAAGCUCAGCCUCUCGGGACAGACGAGUCUCUCAGUGCUGCAGAUCUGCAACUGGUUCAUCAACGCCAGGAGGCGGCUGCUGCCCGACAUGCUGCGCAAGGACGGCAAGGACCCCAACCAGUUCACCAUCUCGCGCCGCGGGGGCAAGGCGGGCGACGUGGCCCUGCCGCGAGGGGUUGCCGCCGGCCCCGGCGUCCUGGUGGUGCCUCCGGCGCCGCCCGCCGCCGCCUCCAAGCUGCUCUCGGUGUCCGUGUGCCCGCAGGUACUGUGCCACCCCGCGCGGGCGCUGGGCAGCAGCCUCACGGUGGUGAGCGCCCGCAGCCCCGAGCGCGACGCGCAGCCCGGCCCGCCGCGCGCCGAGCCCGACCCGCACGCCAAGGCGAGCACCGUGGCCUUGCUGGCGCGCACCGAGGCGGCCAGCCCCACCAGCGGACUCUUCAACACGCCGCCCCCGACGCCCCCCGAGCUCUUCGGCGACGACUUCAGCAGCUUCCAGCUGCUGGUGGAAGUGGCGCUGCAGAAGGCGGCCGAGCUGGAGUCGCAGCGGCAGGGCGGGCAGCUGCCGCUCUCGCCUCAGACUGAGCCCCCGGGAGUCUCCGUCUCCAAAUAACGGCCCCCAGGCCCCUUCCCACGGGGCUGCCCUCCCUCAGCGCCCCCGACUCCUCC
Molecule: messenger RNA, 839 nt
Organism: Nothoprocta perdicaria
Lineage: Eukaryota; Metazoa; Chordata; Aves; Tinamiformes; Tinamidae
Gene: TGIF2
Product: TGFB induced factor homeobox 2
Exons: 2
Coding region: 13-783 (256 amino acids)
Biological process (GO): regulation of transcription by RNA polymerase II
Molecular function (GO): DNA-binding transcription factor activity, RNA polymerase II-specific; RNA polymerase II cis-regulatory region sequence-specific DNA binding
Source: RefSeq, a predicted model, not a curated record